Messenger RNA from Coregonus sp. 'balchen', 2064 nucleotides. The record is from the annotation of a GenBank genome assembly. Lineage: Eukaryota; Metazoa; Chordata; Actinopteri; Salmoniformes; Salmonidae.
AUGUUCGGGUUACCACAUUGUUUGCUGGGUCCUCAGGCCCAGGAGAAGAAGAAGACGGUGAGGAUUGUCAGUACUGGGAGACAGGGAAGGAAUCCUCUGUGGGUCUGUGUAGAAGACAGCAAGGACAAGAGCACUGGGCCAGGUAUAUAUCAGAUACAGUCAAGGCUGGAUAGGAAGUCAUUUUUGUACACAAGAAUAUACAAAACAUAACAGAGCCAGAACCAUAGACGUCAUAUCGCAGGUAGCUUAGUGGUUAAGAGCGUUGUGCCAGUAACCGAAAGGUUGCUGGUUCUAAUCCCCGAGCCGACUAGGUAAAAAAUCUGUCGAUGUGCCCUUUAGCAAGGCACUUAAGCCUAAUUGCUCCUGUAAGUCGCUCUGGAUAAGAGCGUCUGCUAAAUGACUAAAAUGUAAAUAACAGACUAUCCUCCAUGUUGGAGCCAAACAACAUGUCGCCCAUUGAAAUUCUGCAUCAAACCAAGUUUGCUAAACAGUGCAUAAACAUUGCUAAGGCAGGUUUGAUUAACUCCAGCGCUAUGAUAUUACCAUACCUAUUAGGGCCGGGACGAUACAGGUAUCACGGCAAGUAUCUUGUUUUCAUUUUUGCAAAGGAAAAAAUAUUGCGAAACUGGUAUCGUCACAGCUCUAACACCUAUGAUGCGUAGUAAUAAUGUCGCCUUAGUUAUUGACCUGAACCUGGUGUGUCCUAAUAUUGUCCUCUCCUCUAGGGGAUGUCUCUGCGCCCAGAGGCUGUGUGACCCUCAUGCCCUACACCCUGGUCACGCCCCACUACCCACCCGUCUGCCGUCCGGUCCUCCUGCUACCCACAAUCCUCGGCCGUGUCCUGGAUAAGAAGCUGGCCGAGUGGCAGGGCUUUCAGUUGUGUGAGCCAGGUUAGGAAGGAUUCUUUCAAUUUGUAUCUUUUUUUUCUGACGUUCUUUCUCUCUCUCUCUCCUUCUCUCUUUUUUCUUUUUAUUUCAUCCAAUAACUGCAUAUCCCCCUGCCCCCAAGCCCAGAGGGGAAUUCCAAUGAGAUGAUCUAUUAUUAGCACAGUAGCUGAAGGUGACGAUAAUAAAGAUUAAAUAUUUGUUUUCCUCAUACCUGCUGUCUCACCAUCUCCUUUAACUAUCUCUUCCCCUCUCUCCCUCCCUCCCUCCCCUAUCCCCAGAGUUAUUGAGUUCCAGCGAGCACGCUGCCAGGCUGCAGAGGUCAGAGGUGCUGGAGGAGUGUGAACAAGGGGGUCAGCGGUGUUACACCCUGCAGAGUGUUGAGAGGGUCAUGAAGCAGGUGGGAUAGUCAAAAUGCCACAACACUGUAUUUGACAUACUGAUAUUAUAUAUAUAUUUUUUUAAUGGUUUAUGACUUACUUGAACCGUUUUCCACAAACUAUAAUACCUCCCUUUUUUUCAGUGGCCCUGUUAUUUGUGCAGCUGCAGUAUUGACCGUACCGAAACUCCUCUCCUCUUCCUCCUCUCCUCUGCUCUCAGGGUACCCACUGUGUGCUGCCUCUAGGCCUGGACUGUGUACGCCGCCUCCACAGGGCAGAGAUCUUCCCCAUCAUCAUCUUCAUCGCCCAGUCCAAGUGCAGCGCACGCAAACUCAAGUAGGCCAUUGUGUGACUUUUGAUAAGAAAUAUGAAUGGUAGCAAUAUUGUUCCAUUGCCCCUUCUACAUGAUGUAUCUUUGUGUUAAUUUCUCUUCUCUCUCCCUCCAUCUCUCCUUUUACCCUAUUUGUCUUUUUCUACCUCUGGAUUCUCUCUCUCUCUACUCUCUCUCUCUCUCUCUCUCUCUCUCUCUACUCGUCCCUCUUGUUUUUUCCCCCCUCCAUCUCUCCUCCUGCCUCCUCCCCCUCUCUCCCAGGUCUAAGGUGCAGCGUCAGGGCUGGUCCGAGGAGCAGCUGCUUGAGUGUUCUCGCAGCGAGGAGCCCCUGCUGGACAAGCUGCCCUGCCUCUACCGCAGCAUCAGCCCUGGCUCGUGGUGCGACAGCACCGCCCUGCUCACCACCCUGCGCUCCAUCAUCUGGGAGGAGCAGAAGAAGAUUGUGUGGGUGGAGCCUGAUUUGUGGUGA